ACAAUUCCAUUAACCCCUUUUAAUAAUUCUCCUCUACCUCGCUCUCUUUCUUGUUAACAUAAGCCCCCAAGAAGACAUAAGAGUGUUUUCUUGAUUCUUUAUUUGGGUUUGUGAUGAAGAAAUUUAGCUUCAAUAGCUUUGGAACUGGUGAGAGCUUGAGAAGAUUUUAAAAAUCAAGGGUUUUUGUCUUCUUUUGCUCACUUGCUCAUUCUUUAAUAUCAAGAAAACGUUUUGGGUUUUAAUGGGAGGUGUGUUCGUGUUGAGGAAACCCAGAAACGGCAAUAAAUGCCGUUGUUUCGAUCGAUGCAAUACAAUGAGACAAACGGAAACAGAGUUAAUCUCUCCCCGAGAAACCAAACUCUCAGGCCACUCGAGGAGCUUAAUAAGCUCAAAGCCAUUAAUCAACAUCUCAGGAAGAUCAAUAAACCUUCAAUCAAGACAAUUCAUAGUCCUGAUGGUGACAUCAUAGACUGUGUUUUAUUACAUCACCAACCAGCAUUUGAUCAUCCCAGAUUAAGAGGACAGAAGCCACUGGAUCCUCCUGAGAGGCCAGGAGGGCAUAACAGGAGAGGAUUGAGACCAAAGAGUUUCCAGUUAUGGGGAAUGGAGGGAGAGACAUGUUCUGAAGGAACAGUCCCUAUCAGAAGAACAAAAGAAGAAGACAUUCUCAGAGCAAACUCUGUUUCUAGCUUUGGCAAGAAACUCAGACAUUACAGAAGAGACACUAGCAGUAAUGGCCAUGAACACGCGGUGGGAUACGUGAGCGGAGAGAAAUACUAUGGUGCUAAAGCAAGCAUCAAUGUUUGGGCUCCACAAGUGCAGAACCAAUACGAAUUUAGUUUAUCUCAGAUUUGGAUUAUCUCUGGUUCCUUUGGUAAUGAUCUCAACACCAUUGAAGCUGGCUGGCAGGUGAGUCCAGAGCUCUAUGGAGAUAAUUACCCAAGAUUCUUUACUUACUGGACUAACGAUGCAUAUCAAGCAACCGGUUGCUACAAUCUCUUGUGUUCCGGUUUUGUCCAAACCAAUAGUGAGAUUGCGAUUGGAGCUGCAAUCUCUCCAUCGUCUUCCUACAAGGGUGGACAAUUCGAUAUUACUCUGCUUAUUUGGAAGGAGCACGCAAGCAUGGUCCAAUACGGUGGCGAAAUUGUAAAUUCAAGUCCUUUUGGAGCCCACACUUCGACACAAAUGGGAAGUGGACAUUUUGCAGAGGAAGGGUUUACAAAAUCUUCUUAUUUCAGAAACAUCCAAGUAGUUGAUUGGGAUAACAAUUUGGUCCCUUCACCUAAUCUUCGAGUACUUGCGGAUCAUCCGAAUUGUUACGAUAUUCAAGGUGGGUCUAAUCGGGCUUGGGGGAGUUAUUUUUAUUAUGGUGGACCAGGGAAGAAUCCUAAAUGCCCUUAAAGAAAAUUCUAAUUAGGGUUUAGGUAUCCAUAUUUUUCGUGAAAAAUUCUUUAGGUUAUAUCUGCUUAUAAGGGCUACUUUCAUCAUUUAUUAGUUUUUAAAAAAUCUUGUUCAUUUUU
Messenger RNA from Arabidopsis arenosa, 1520 nucleotides. The record is from the annotation of a GenBank genome assembly. NCBI's taxonomy places the organism in Eukaryota, Viridiplantae, Streptophyta, Magnoliopsida, Brassicales, Brassicaceae.